This is a messenger RNA of Mercenaria mercenaria, 1445 nucleotides long. RefSeq lists its product as uncharacterized. The record is from RefSeq and is a predicted model, not a curated record. The coding region runs from base 159 to 1445 and encodes 428 amino acids. Lineage: Eukaryota; Metazoa; Mollusca; Bivalvia; Venerida; Veneridae. The transcript is spliced from 7 exons.
UAACGUCUGGGCCAUAAUUUGAAAAAUCAAGUGAUUAUGCUGUUGGAAUGUUUUGCACAUUUAUAAAUAAAUAUAUCUGGAAUUUAAUUCUUACUGUCUAGAAAUGGGAUGUAUAUUUACAUGGAGCUGUUAUAUCUGACAACGCUGUAGUCUCCGAAAUGGGAACAAAGGGCAGUGCCGAAACUGAAGAAAAACCAGGAUCAUCUCAAGACACGCCUGACAAAGAUGACGACGUGUUUUGGGAUAAAGUUUAUCGAGCGACGAAAAUCGUUUUCUCAGGACUUCUAUUUCUUCUUGUGCUAAGUUCUGCCGUUGUGUCCAAAGGAGCCUUAUUGGUAUUAAUAUGGAACAUAUUUACACCUUUCAACACGACAAAGCCGGUGCUUAAGACACUUGGAGGACAUUUCCAGUACAGAACAAAUAGUAAAAAUGGUACUAAUCAACAAGACAUAACUGCAGGAUUCACAAAGACAAACGUUUAUUUUGUAUGGGCGACAUUUCUUGUGGUCGUUACACCAUAUCUGCUCUCUAUAAUGGUAAACCUUUGGAAAGUAUUGUCAAAGAAAUCGGACGAACUGAGAUGGAUUCCACUGCUUAUAGCAAUUGUAACAGCAAUAGUACAUUCCGUCGGACUAAGUAUAUUCGUGUUUUCUCUUCUACCUGCGUUCGAUCCUAUAUCCGGCGUGUUCUAUGGUGCUACCAUAACAUGUGUCCCUAGUCUGGUGCAUAUUGUCUUUUCAGACAAGACAUUACUGAUCAAACAAACUGGUGUGUCUAUCAAGGUGGUCUGGCCCUUCGUGGGAAGAAUACUUGCAUUUAUAUUUAGCAUUAUUUCAUUGAUAUGCUGGUGUGUAUAUGUAUAUCGUGCAUCAAGUCCUUCAGUGUCGGUAGCAAGCCUCUUCAUGUUUGUAUUUGUUCCAGUGCUUGUGUCGUGUGGCUGGUGGGAAAACUUUGGACCGGAACUGCAUCCUACUGUCACUUCCGAGGCUGCAAUACCAGAAUCUGAUGCCAAGACAGAUAAGUCGCAAGCACGACCGAUGCAGUCCAGCAAUAUACCUGUCGAGGAAGCUGAGACUUCAAAGUCCGAAGAAAAAUCAAAUAAUAUCGAGACAUUUUGGAGUCACAUAUAUAUACUUAAAGAUCUAACAUACACCGGGAGAUACAAAAUAUAUUUACUUGUUAACAUAUGUAAAGUGAUCGUUACCUUUGCAAUGCUCGUAGGCAUUUAUGGGCGGCAUAUUUUUGAAGUUUCGCCUGUCACAAACGGGACAUCGGUUAAACAGGUUUCAAAUGUUUUUGCUAGUACAUGGUUCUACAGCUGGGGUACAUGCACAUGUUCGGUGCCAUUUACAAUAGCAGGUGUCGCUGCAUUUACUAGCCUCAUUUGUCACAGGUAUGCAUACGUACGUAAGUCACCUACCUAUGUUUUCUUUUCCAAUCAGUGA